Henningerozyma blattae CBS 6284 is the source of this 213-nucleotide messenger RNA. It is a transcript of the gene RPC10, whose product is annotated as DNA-directed RNA polymerase core subunit RPC10. Gene Ontology annotation, cellular component: RNA polymerase II, core complex; RNA polymerase III complex; RNA polymerase I complex. Gene Ontology annotation, biological process: DNA-templated transcription. Gene Ontology annotation, molecular function: zinc ion binding; DNA-directed RNA polymerase activity; DNA binding. The coding region runs from base 1 to 213 and encodes 70 amino acids. Lineage: Eukaryota; Fungi; Ascomycota; Saccharomycetes; Saccharomycetales; Saccharomycetaceae. The record is from RefSeq and is a predicted model, not a curated record. The transcript has a single exon.
AUGUCCCGUGAAGGUUUUCAAAUUCCAUCAAAUUUAGAUGCCGCUGCUGCUGGUGCAACUCAAACAAGAAAUGCCACUUUGAAAUAUAUUUGUGCUGAAUGUUCAAGUAAGUUAUCUUUAUCUAAGACAGAUCCAGUCAGAUGUAAAGAUUGUGGUCAUAGAAUCUUAUUAAAGGCUAGAACCAAGAGAAUGGUUCAAUUUGAAGCUAGAUAA